This is a messenger RNA of Oryzias melastigma (Indian medaka), 4291 nucleotides long. RefSeq names its product FERM and PDZ domain-containing protein 4. Gene Ontology annotation, molecular function: protein binding. Gene Ontology annotation, cellular component: cytoskeleton. Lineage: Eukaryota; Metazoa; Chordata; Actinopteri; Beloniformes; Adrianichthyidae. Gene Ontology annotation, biological process: signal transduction. The transcript is spliced from 16 exons. The annotation marks the transcript as partial. The record is from RefSeq and is a predicted model, not a curated record.
GGAAGGACGCUAACAAAUAAUUAAUUUAAUAUCAAACAUUUUAAAUUGAUACAAGUAUCGCCACAUGAAAUAUCGCGAUAUAUCACUGAAUCGAUUUGUCCCUAUAGUAGGCUAAUCUAGCGGGAGAGUGUAUAAACACUGGGAUGAUGGGAAAUGAGGGCAGGCUUACUCUGCGACAACAGUCCCGCCCACAACUCAGAGGCUUAUUUCCAUUGAACUCCUGCUGCUCUGCAGAAACUAUGUCCUAGAAAACGACACAAGUUUGAUGAUUUUGGCUAAAAACUGCAUAAAUUUAAUUAAAAAAACUAUGGGGAACACUUUUCCUCUUAAGAGGAAAGCAGCAGUAUAUGGGUGCUUAAGACUGUACAUGAUAAUUCUGUUCUGUCAGACCAAUAUUUAACACUUAACAUGGGAAAAACCCUCAUCUAAUGUAUUGCGCUCCACUGCAUCCCAUUCUGCAUGGUCAGCUGUUCUUUGUCCAUCAACUCUCCAUCCGCCUUUAUCUUUCUCCAUGUGGCUUUCCGUUUACAACCUUUUACUCUGCCCACCCCCCUCCUCCCGUCCAUCUCUGGUCUCUUUCCCGUCCUUCCAGCACGUCCUCCCCCCCGUCCCGCAAAGGGACUCGCAGGAACCGAGCUCAGGACUGGAGCCAGUGAGCAUCCGUCAUCCCUCCGCGUUGUCCCUCCCUGCCUAUCGCACACCUCCCUCCCUUUUUCCAAUCUCCCCUCCCUCACUAUGAUCGCUGCUCUUCCCCGUGCUCUGGGAUGUGAAGUACAUACAGAAGGCUGACUGCAGCCCAAAAGGAUGGGGAUGGUACGCGGCAGAGCGGGCUGACUUGUCCUGGAGAUCUGAGGGGUGGGUGACCCCUUACUGUCGUCCCGUUUUUGGAAAGGUAUUCAGGGAAACCAGGAAUGGGACAGUUUGCACUCCGGAUGUGAAAGCGGUGGUAAGGAGAGUCCCUCUGACUGUUGCUAUGGACCCUGGCUGACACCGGAUAGUCUCUGUUUUAACUGUGAUGGGAUUCGGAUGCGGACCGGAAUGCUGAUGAGGAACACCUGAGCGUCGGGGCAGCAGAGCUCUGUAGCCGGAGCACGUGGACAUGUUUGGCUUCUCCAAGAAGCCAAAGCUGUCUGGCCACAGGAAUAAAGCCUCGGGGUGGCCGCCCUCCAGCCCCGGCUCCUGGGGAGGACUGCAGGGGCCUCCGUUCAGCUGGGAGAGCAUGAACAGUGCCAGAGAUGGACGGAACUUCCUCACCAACCAAGGAUCCCAGAGCAGCUCCCUGGAAGAGGUCCACCUGGACGGAGUGCCGCCCGCUCCUCGUCUGGUGGAGAUGCGGAGAGACCCGGUCUUGGGAUUUGGCUUUGUGGCUGGCAGCGAGAAACCCGUGGUCGUCCGCUCUGUCACACCAGGUGGUCCAUCCGAGGGGAAGCUGCUGCCAGGUGACGAGAUCAUCAUGAUCAACGACGAGCCCGUCAGCUCGGCUCCAAGAGAACGGGUCAUCGACCUCGUCAGGAGCUGCAAAGAAUCCAUCCUGCUGACUGUUGUCCAGCCGUUUCCUUCCCCUAAAUCAGCGUUCAUCAGCGCAGCCAAAAAAGCCAUGCUGAAGUCCAACCCCGUCAAAGUGCGCUUCGCUGAGGAGGUCAUCAUAAAUGGCCAGGUCCCGAACCCAGUGAAGGACAACUCCCUUCUUUUCAUGCCAAACGUGCUGAAGGUCUACCUGGAAAAUGGGCAGACCAAGUCUUUCCGCUUCGACAGCAGCACCUCUGUAAAGGAAGUGAUCCUCACCCUGCAGGAGAAGCUGUCCAUCCGAUGCAUCGAGCACUUUUCCCUGGUGUUGGAGGAGACCGCCGAGGAUUCUGGGAGCAAACUGCUGCUCCUGCACGAACAGGAGAUGCUUACUCAGGUGACGCAGAGGCCCGGCUCCGACCGCAUGAAGUGUCUGUUUAGAAUCAGCUUCAUGCCCAGAGAUCCCGUGGAGCUGCUCCGCAGAGACGCUGUCGCGUUCGAAUACCUCUACGUUCAGAGCUGCAAUGAUGUGGUCUUGGAGCGCUUCGGCCCUGAGCUGAAGUUCGAUGCGGCGCUACGAUUGGCCGCCCUGCAGAUGUAUAUCCUCUCCAUGACGACCAGACAGAGCCAGAAGGUUUCGCUCAAAUACAUCCAAAAGGAGUGGGGCUUGACGCUGUUCCUGCCCCCGACUGUGCUGUCCAACAUGAAGGAGAAGAACAUCAAGAAGGCGCUGACACACAUCCUCAAAACCAACCAGAACCUGGUGCCUCCCGGGAAAAAACUCACGGCUUUGCAGGCAAAGGUGCAUUACCUGAGGUACCUCAGCGAGCUCAAACUGUACGGAGGACGGGAAUUCAAAUCCAUCCUUUUGCAAGGUGAGAAACAGACGGAGGUGGUGCUGCUGGUGGGCCCGCGGUACGGAAUCAGCCACGUCAUCAACGCCCGGACCAACCUGGUGGCCCUGCUGGCCGACUUCAGCCACGUCAACCGGAUCGAGAUCCUCACCGAAGACGAGACCAACGUCCGACUGGAGCUCCACGUUCUGGACGUCCGGCCCAUCACUCUGAUCAUGGAGUCCAGUGAUGCCAUGAACUUGGCCUGUCUAACAGCAGGCUACUAUCGCCUCCUAGUGGACUCCAGGAGAUCUAUAUUCAACAUGGCCCCCUGCACAGGAGAAGAUAUGGGCGAGGAGCGCUCCCUAGAGUGGCCCUACAGCACCUCUUUGGGGGACAAUGAGGGGCCCCUACAGGGGGAGGCCUUCAACCGCGACUACAACCUCCAAAGAGAGAACAGCAUCUCUCCGUACUUCCAAGAGCCCCCAACCCCCGAUGCCGAUCGCCCCUCAAGGAGCCCCCUCCCCCCGCCCCUCCCCCCAGCCAGGCAUAAAACUCAAGACUCCCCCCGCAGCGCCAAAGUCUCCUUCAUUUUCGGGGGGAACCCCCCGCUGAACAGGCCGAGGAACCUGGGCUACGAGAGACUGUCGGAGAGCCCCGAGCUGUCGGAGCACGGCGCCCCCUUCCUGCAGAACGACGUGGACUUCCAGGACCGGAUGUCGCUCCAGUUCAGCGCUCUGACCCACGUCUACAGCAACAUCAUAACCGAGGAGGGGGGGGAGGAGCCGGUUCUGAGGGACCUGUUCUACCGCGACACAACCGAUGACGCCGAGGAGGACGACGAUGCCUCCUGUGAGGAAGACUCCAUGGGGGGCACACCUGUGGGGGAGAACAGUGAAAGUGGGGGGCGUGCCAACCAGGGAGGGGGGAUGGGAGCGGCAGCUGGCAAAGCCACUUUUCUCAAGCUCUCCGGUUCCACCGACGACAUCAUCGACCUGACGUCGCUGCCCCCUCCAGAGGGAGACGACGGCGUUGACGAAGAUGAAGAUGACACCCUGCUGCAGACCCUGAACCUCGCCAUAGCCGCCCCCCCGCCCGGGUUUCGCGACAGUUCGGAUGAGGACACGGCGCCGGAGGGGCGGCCGCUGAGCACAUGCGACAACGACGACAUCCCCGUAUCAUUAAUUGAUGCCGUUCCAACGCACGAGGAGGGGGAGGGGAGCGGGGACGGCGAGGCCAGGCUGGAGAACGCCGUCGUGAACACACUUCAGGCUCUGGAGCAUCUCUCCGUGUCAGAGCAGAGACCUCCACCGCCUCCACCUGGAGUUCAUAAUCCCGGUGUUUACAUAUCUCAUGGCUUCAGCCCAGAGUCGUCCUCCGAUUCUGGGAAUGAGACGAACUCCUCGGAGAUGACCGAAAUCUGUGAACUGGCUGCCUCGCACAGGCUUAACGAAGGACACAUGCGCCUGCUGGUGGCCACCAAGGAGGGAUACCAACCUCUACUUGAAGAGAAAACAGAAUUCCCCGUAUCACCUAAUUCAUGUAGCACAGUAGAGAAGAAACCCCGCAGUCCGACUCGACACCUUCAGCCCCCGGCAGUUCCCCCGAGGCGGAGCCCCCAGUUGGAGACGGCAUCGGGGCAGCAAGUGAGGCCCCAGAGUAAUCACACGGUCAGUCUCCAGCGACCAAGUUCCACGACGCCUGGGGGCAAACACCACAAGAAAUCGAUGGACUCCGCUGGAAAGUAUAACACUUUCAGCGCAAGGGAGGUCAACAGAAGCGAUGGUGCUAGCUUGCGCAGCUAUCUUGAACUACAGCAGCGCACUUCCUUCUACGAACGAAACGAAAGUCAAGGACAAGAGAAUUCUUUUUUAUCCGAGAAUUCAGUCACUGAGGAAUCUGCUGUGAACAGCGUUCCCAGUGACCGUCACAGAACCCCCCGCCCUUCCUCC